Molecule: messenger RNA, 2503 nt
Organism: Medicago truncatula (barrel medic)
Lineage: Eukaryota; Viridiplantae; Streptophyta; Magnoliopsida; Fabales; Fabaceae
Product: factor of DNA methylation 4-like
Exons: 6
Coding region: 94-1413 (439 amino acids)
Biological process (GO): gene silencing by siRNA-directed DNA methylation
Source: RefSeq, a predicted model, not a curated record
AUCACACAAGAAAAAACUUUCAUUCUCAUUUCACACUCUCUCUUUCAUUUCUUCUACACAUUUCUUAGGGUUUGCUUCUCUCACACUCACAAUAUGUACAAAAAAUCAGAACAGGCUCGUGAAUCAGAUUUGGAGUACUACAAGCGUAGAUAUUUUAAAGACCUGAAGGAUGAUUACUACAAGGACAAGCUCAAAAUCUCUGAUUCCACGUAUCGCUGUCCAUUUUGCGACAACAAGGACUACUACUCUUUGAGUGAGCUAUUGAGACAUGCAUCCAGAAUUGUGGGUGACUCAGGUGAGGCAGUUAAAGAUGUUGCUAAGCAUUCAGCUCUUGAAAUGUAUAUUGAAAGCUAUGGUGAUGUUAUAGUUGGAAAAGAUAACUUAACUGCUAUUAUUAGUAUUGAUAAUGAUAAGACCGCUGUUGGCAGUGUUAGUGAUAAGUCGGUUAAUUUGAGUAUCGCUAAUGAGAAGUCACUUAUUAUGAAUGAUGCUGAGGGUCAUUUGGGUAAUGUGAAUGUUGAGGAUGAUGAGUUGUUUGUUUGGCCAUGGAUGGUGAUUUUGAAAAAUAUUGUUACUCAUAUUGACCCAAAAAGCGGAAAGUAUGUUGGGAAGAAUCAUAAAAAAAUUAAGGAAGAGCUGAUCAUGAACGGCUUUCACCCAUUGAAAGUUACUGCCCUGUGGAACUUUAGAGGACAAACAGCCUUUGCAGUUGUUCAAUUUGGAAGAGAGUGGGAUGGUUUCCACAAUGCUAUGAAGUUAGAGAGGAGCUUUCAAGCAGAGCACUGUGGUAAGAGGGAUUACUUGGCUUUACGGGAGCAGGAGCGGGGAGAUAGACUCUUUGGGUGGAUGGCACGUCGUGAUGACUAUAAUUUCAAUGAUAUAGUUGGCAAACACCUCCGGGAAAAAGGGGAUUUGAAAACUGUUUCUGGGAAAGAAGCUGAGGACAAUAGGAAAGCGAGGAAGCUUCUCUCUGGUUUGGCCAAUACCUUAAAGCUGAAAACCGAGGAAUUGGAGCAGACAGCAAGCAAGUAUGAUGAGGUGAAUGUGUCCCUAAGGAAAGCGAUGGAUCAAAAGGAAAAGAUGCUUGAACAUUUCAAUAAGGAGAUCAGCAAGAUGCGGCAGGUUGAACGAGAGUACCAGGAGAAAGUAUCUAAGGAUCAUGAAAAAGCCAGGCUGGAACUGGAAGCUCGGAGGAACGAGCUUAUUUCCCGUGAGAAGGAUCUGCAGAAGCGUGAAGUAGAUAAUCACAAUGAGAAAGCCAAGCUAUAUUUUGAGAAGCAACAUAAUGAGAUGGCAAUAGAGGAGCAACAAAAGGCUGAUGAAAAAAUGAUGUACUUGGCAGAAGAACAUAAGGCACACUUUUCAUUUUCCUAUUACCUACAGUUUUUAAUUCAGUUGCAUGUAUAUACUUAAGUUUUAAGGACUCUUUUGGUUGGAUGUUGCAGAAAGAAAAAGAGAAACUUCACAAGAAAAUUCAUGACCUGGAGAGAGGACUUGAUGCUAAACAGGCAUUGGAAUUGGAGAUAGAACGGCUAAAAGGAGCUUUCCAGGUAAUGAAUCACAUUGGAGAGACUGAUAUAGAUGAGAAGAAAAAAUUGGAAGCAAUCAGAAUGGAGCUGCAGGAAAAGGAAGAGGAAUUAGAGGGUGUGGAAGAUCUUCAACAAACACUAGUAGUUCAGGAGCGCAAAACUAAUGACGAAUUGCAAGAUGCCCGCAAAAAGUUAAUAGCUUGGAUUGGCUGCCCAAAGACCAGUGCUCGAGUCAUAAUUUCUGUGAAAAGGAUGGGCGAACUUGAUAUUAAGCCAUUUCAGGAAGCAGCUAAGAGAAAAAUUUCUGAUGAAAUGAAUGAGAAAGCAGUAACUAAGAGAGAAUUUUCAGAGAAGGUGCAAAUGAAAGCAAUCGAGUGGUGCUCAAAGUGGGAUGACUGUGUUAAGGAUCCUAGCUGGCAUCCGUUCAAAGUUGUAACUGACAGAGAAGGGAACUCCAAGGAAAUUUUAGAUGGAGAAGAUAAAAAGCUGAAAAGUUUGAAGGAUGAGUUUGGGGAUGAGGUGCAUGAUGCAGUAGCUACAGCUCUGAAGGAGUUAAAUGAGUACAACCCUAGUGGUAGAUACCCAAUACCAGAACUCUGGAAUUUUAGGGAAGGAAGGAAGGCUUCCUUGAAGGAAGGUGUUUCCCAUUUAAUUAAGCAAUGGAGAUUAAAUAAGGGAAAGAAAGCUUAUUGAGGCUUCAUUUGGGCGGUAAGAGCUUAGAAUUAGACUUAUAUAUAUGCAGGAUACUUAGUUGAAAUUCUAGCUCUAACAGACUUUAGUACAUUAUGCCAAUGGUUAGUGCCUUGUGAUACUUCGUAUGGUUGUUAUAUAUAGUUACUUAUCAUGUAGGAGUACUCUUUUAGCAGAUAAUGUGUAUGACUUUUGUGUUAAAACUUUGAAAGGAGUUGAAGUUUUUUGGAAAUUGUUGAUUAUUGAAAUUUAUGUUGAAAAUUAAUCACGACGAGUAGGUGGUA